Molecule: messenger RNA, 1737 nt
Organism: Symbiodinium sp. CCMP2592
Lineage: Eukaryota; Dinophyceae; Suessiales; Symbiodiniaceae
Source: the annotation of a GenBank genome assembly
AUGACAGCAUCCUCCUAUGGAGACUUCGCCUUCGCUUGCGUUGCAUCAUUCGAUAUGGCAUGUCCGUCAGUCAAGCGGAAGACAGUGUCGUUUGGGAAUACUGAGACCCGCGUGAUAGAGUCUUCUUUCCCGGAGCCAAACUUCGGUCCCGUCAAUCGCGAGAGGAAUUUGAACUAUUCGUGGCCGGAAGAUAUCCGUGGUCUGAAUAGUGCUCGCGAGAGGCGAAGGGCGCACAUGAAGGCUGUGCUUUGGAGAGAGCAGGUUUUGCUCGAUGACGUUGAUGCCAAAACGCUAGGUAAUGAUGCUUGUGUUCUUGAGCUCACGCUUUCUCAGCGGAGCGCUUGCGAGGUCUUUGCUGCUGCUGUCAAGUCUAUUAAGAGGGUCCGGAGACUAAUGCUCGACUCCGGGUGCGGUAUAGACCUUAUUGGUCUCGGUGAUCUGUCCCGCGAAGAAAGGGACCUGAUAGUUCAGAAUGCUAAGAUCAGCCUUAGGACCGCCAAUGGGAAAACUAACACCAAAGGUGUUGCCCAUAUGCGCAUUGACGGCCUCGAUGAGCUGAUCGAAGCUUAUGUGCUGGAGAGCACACCAAGUCUUCUUUCCCUAGGGAAACGAUGCAAGGAGCUUGGUUACCGAUUUAUCUGGGAACCCUUUUGUGAUCCGAUAUUCUUUGAUCCCAAAGGGAGACAACUCAAGAUUGAUGUUAUCAAUAACAUCCCCUACCUCGCUCCGAGCGAAACCGAGGUAGUCGCGGGUCGACCUGAUCUCCCUCGUGUGUAUCCGGCACUCCCAGCACCGAUCAUUAUUCACGAGAAAAUCGUCGCUGCGGGUGAAGAACCUGUGGGCGAGCUAGACGACAUUGGUGAGCUCGAUCUUGAUAUGCCUUGUGCUAAGAGUGCCCAGAAAAGUGCACCUGACGAUAUCAAGAAGGGGAGGACGAAUGCCGACACGCUUCGAGCGUUCCAGCAGGUCUUCGGCGACCUUCAAGAUGUGAACUCGUUCUCCAUGGAUGUGGAGAGAAGGUAUGCACCGUCUGCGAUCCGGGAAAUCUACUGUGAUAAAGCCCGUGAGUUCAUAUCGACCUGCAAAAGAGUCGGCAUCUCUGUCAAACAUUCCACUCCUGGCAUGCCUCGCACUAAUGCCAUUGCCGAGAGCAAGGUGAAGCUUGUCCUUCAUGGCGCACAAGUGGCGCUUCGACAAGCGGGACUGAGCGCCAAAUUCUGGCCUUAUGCGUGCAAGCACUUUUGUCAUGCUCGCAACAUCGAGUUACGCGAAGGACAAAGUGCGUAUUCGCUACGAUUUAAUGGUGCCGAAUUUGACGGUCAGGUUCUCCCAUUCGGAUGUCUUGUAGACUUCUAUCCCACGCCGGCACGAAAACAAACCCGACGUAGUCAGAAAGAUGAAGUCGUACUCGGCGAUGGUGAGGAAUAUGCCGUACCUGCGCCUGGAGAUGAUGGAUUGGUCGAAGUCGAAUUUGGAUUCGAUGAUGAUGGUUAUCUCGAGUGGAUCGACGAUGGAGACGACGAUCGACCUGGAUCCCUCCAAGGACCAGACAUGGAUCAACGCCUAUCGUCCUACCAGCGCCCCAGCAAAUUCUCUCCCACGAGCAAACCCGGUGUGUUUCUGGGUUACCACUUCGAGAAUGGGGGCAGGUGGGAUGGUGACUAUAUAGUCGCCGACCUUGAAGAUUUCAAACGCGACGCACUGCGUGCGAGCGUCCAUCAGGUCAAGAAGCUAUAG